AUAUCGCCACAUUUAGAGGCAGCUAGAAGUUCCUGUGUUAUGCUGCAAUAUUCUAAACCAACUAACUCUAAAUUUUCAUCCACAUCGAAAGAUGUUUCAUUUUUCUCAUAAUCUGAUGGGAUUUUAUAUAACUUGUUUUUUAACAAUGUAUAAAAAUCGUUGUUGAUUGAAUUAACUGUAUGUAGUAUUGUUGAAGCAUUUGAGUGUUGUAAAAUCUGAUCUUUCAGAAAAAUUAAAGGACGACUGGCGCGUUGAGUUAAUGUUAAAUUUUUCAUUGUUCAAUAACAGUUGAUGACUACAAUAAGUUCAAAUACCUUGUACAGAUCUUUCUUUAUAAUUUAUUGUAGAUACAAAAGCGUGUUUCACAAACAUUAACCUUCAUUCCAUCACGCUACAUAUUAGAGGUUGUGUUACGAUUACUACACGGUGGUCGCGUGCAAACACAGAAAAAAUAAUAAUAUGAAUGGAAAGACGUAUAUUGAAAGCUUCAUUUCUACAUUUAUUUGAAGUAUAUUCUUAAUCCAAGAAGAAAUAUAUUAAUAAACAGUUAUAAUAAGAAUACUUUAUAUGUAUUGUUGUACGUUAUGUAUUUGGUUUGAAUACAAAUGUUAACAUGAGUGUCGAUAAUGUCGAUGACGAAGAUGAAGAGAUUGUUAUACAGUUUCUCGUUUUCAGGGAACACCUUUAUACGAACAUUUACAUCAGAUGGGUUACACGGAUUUUGAAAGUAUAAACAUAGAAAAACCAGUACUCAAGAAUGAAAGAAAACGUUAUAGUUUUACAGGUUUUGUACAGUAUAUAAAAGAUUCUUUUAAAAAACUUUCUAUUUUAUAUUCAAAAAUACAUCAGGAUGGCAGUGUGUCAAAGAAACAAGUACAAACAAUUCUAGAUGCUAAAGUUCUUUUAAAUGAUCAUGCAUGUAUAAUACAUGAAUCUAUGGAUAAAUAUGAUUGCAAACCAUGGAGGAUUAUACUAUCGAAAUUUCUAUUAUCAGGUGCAAUAUUUUUUUCUUCAAUAUAUAUUCCGUUCCCUUCUGUAUAUAAAAAUUCAAUACGAAUGUCUGGGUUAUCUAUGAUACUUUAUGAUAGCUAUAUGGAAUAUUUAAGAUGGGUUGUGCAUAAGGAUUUAAAAACUAUGAUAUCCUUGCAAAAUGAUUUAUUUAAUACAUACAAGAAGAGCCUUAAAAUUUUAAAAUACGGAUAUAAAAUAAAAUUACAGAAGGAUAAAGGCUCUCAACAGUUUUAUGAUCUUACAGCAGAUAGAGUAAAGUAUUUGCAACCUAUUAUGGAAAAUGUAGUAACAUGCUUGGAGCAUGUUUCAAUUAUUUAUUAUCAGAUCUCUUUGAUUCUCAUAAAGUUGUUACCAAUAAAUGUGCCUCAUGAAGAUUUACUAACUAGAUUUGAGAGUGCAUCAUUUAAAAUACGUGGUGAAAUAAACUAUGAAAAAUUACAGAGUUUGUAUUUCACUUAUAUACUUGUACAAUCAGAGAUGCUACAUAUAUUAGCAAUUACAUAUGAUAACCAUACAUGGCAGGAAUCUGGCUACAAAAUUCCAGAGUUCAAGUUAGCAUACAUCAUUAAUUUUUUAAUUAAAUAUUUAUCAUUGUAUAAAAGUAAAUUGUCAAAGGUUAUCGAUAUUUACUACAGUUCUAAAUUAGAACCAAUUUCAUUCAAGUACAGAGGGCCUGCUGCAUGUCAUUGGCAAAACUUAUACAUGCAUCUAUACCUGUCUUCAAAUAAGUUACAGUUAGCUUAUGGUCAUGUAUUAUCCGUGUUACAAUAUAUUGACAAUAAUGUUUCUGAGAACAUAACAAGCAAGGAUGCUGUAGAAAUGACAAUGCAGGAACUGAAUCAAGCACAAAAAAAUAUUGAAACUGCAAAGGAUUUUCUUGAAUUUGGUAGUAUAUACCUUUUAAAAACACAGAACAAUGAUAGUAUACAAGAUCGUGUAGAAGACAAUAUGUUAACACCAACAACGAAUGCUGACAUUCGUAUUGUACAUGAUUCAGAACCAUUAAUUAUGGAUGAAGUUUUUGAGGAAUACAUCAAAACAGAAUACUCAAAACCUUUAAACGAAGAAAGUGAUGAAAUUUCACUAUUCGACCGUAAACGGGAUAAAUCAUUGUUUAAGAAUUUUAUGGUCGAAUUAAAAGAUGUAUUGGUUGAAAAACAGAAAUCUAUGUCUGAAAGAGAAUUGAAAGCACUUCAACGAAUGCAGAAAACUAUGGGUGAAACAGUUUCAGAAAAUAUGUGUUCAAUUCCUGUACCUCCACCAAUGCCUUCACUUAAUGCCUCUUCAACAGUAGAAAAUAAACAAAUUAUAGCUGAUCAAAUUAAUAAAGCAACGUUUGAAAAUAAACAAACUGAAAACGGUGAAGAUUAUUUUGUUGAAGAAAAACCUCAAAUUCCACCCAUACCAUUACCGAGGAAACAAGGAUUUUCAAUCAUUUUACCACCACCAUUUUUAAAAGCAGAUGAAGAGACGUUUAUCGGUGAUGGAGAAAAUUCUGAAGACGAAAUUGUUGCAACAGAAAGUGAGGAGUAACAUAGCAAUGCGUAUUUGUUUUAUAAAUGCUUGGUUACAUAAUGAUUACGCCACAUUAAAGAUUGCAUCGAAUGUACUUAAUAUUUUAAUGUUUACCUUCAUCAUUCAGAGAAAGAAGCAUUAACUGAAGUAAUACUUUCAUGAUUAUUUAUUUACACACAUGAAACAAAUUACACAUUUUUAUAAGAAUUUUCAACAAAUAAAGACUUGUUUGUACAAUUUGCAGUUUGCAAGGUACUACCCUUUAAUGAUAAUAGUAAUAAUAUUAAUAUAUAAAAUGUGAUGUAAAAUUAUUUUACAGUAAUGCAAGUAACUUUUUUAAAUCAUACAAUUAAGUAA
This is a messenger RNA of Nomia melanderi (Alkali bee), 2883 nucleotides long. RefSeq lists its product as uncharacterized. The record is from RefSeq and is a predicted model, not a curated record. NCBI's taxonomy places the organism in Eukaryota, Metazoa, Arthropoda, Insecta, Hymenoptera, Halictidae.